This is a messenger RNA of Ricinus communis (castor bean), 3553 nucleotides long. Its product is annotated as vacuolar protein sorting-associated protein 41 homolog. The transcript has 19 exons. Bases 375 to 3254 code for a protein of 959 amino acids. The record is from RefSeq and is a predicted model, not a curated record. Lineage: Eukaryota; Viridiplantae; Streptophyta; Magnoliopsida; Malpighiales; Euphorbiaceae. Gene Ontology annotation, biological process: endosomal vesicle fusion; vesicle-mediated transport; macroautophagy. Gene Ontology annotation, molecular function: protein binding. Gene Ontology annotation, cellular component: late endosome; HOPS complex.
GUACGUGUUUAUGUCGGAUUUCGAAUUCGCACCUUCCAUGGAAUACUAAUCUGCAGAAGAAGAACAAAGUGGCCCAAUCAAAUCAAAGGAAAGAAGAACACAAACCAAACAGAAGAGAGUAAAUAAUGAAAAAGAAGAAAAAAAGUAAAGACAAGUGUCGCACUUAACUUGUCAUCACUCUUUUGUUCUCUUGUUAAUUAAUAAUUUAACUAAAAAAGCCGUUUUUAACCAAAACCUCGACUCCUUUAAUCCAAUCCCCCAAACAGAACCUAAAUAACCAAACAGAUCUCUCUCUCCCUCAAUCAUUCCUUCUUUACUUUGCCUUUCCUCCCCUUCCCUUUCUCUCCAUAACGAAUCGCACGAUUUUCCUUCAAAUGUCUCCGAUUCCGCCGGAGAACGGCGUCGACGGCGACGACGAGCGUGAAGAAGAAGAAGAAGAAGAAGAAGACGACGACGACGUGAAUGAAGAUGAAGAUGAAGAAGAAGAAGAAGAAGAAGAAGAAGAGCCGAGGCUCAAGUACCAGAGAAUGGGAGGGAGUAUACCGACGCUACUAUCAAAUGAUGCGGCGUCGUGUAUUGCAGUAGCGGAGCGUAUGAUCGCGCUCGGUACACUUGACGGGACCGUUCAUAUUCUUGAUUUUCUUGGUAAUCAGGUUAAGGAGUUUGCUGCUCACACUGCUGCAGUCAAUGACCUCAGCUUUGAUAUAGAAGGUGAAUACAUAGGAAGCUGUUCAGAUGAUGGAUCUGUUGUAAUACAUAGCCUUUUCACUGAUGAGAAAAUGAAAUUUGAUUACCAUCGUCCAAUGAAGGCUAUUGCUUUGGACCCUGAAUAUUCAAGAAAAACAUCGAGAAGAUUUGUAGCUGGUGGUUUAGCAGGUCAUUUAUAUUUUAAUUCAAAGAAAUGGUUGGGCUACCGUGACCAGGUUUUGCACUCUGGUGAAGGUCCAAUACAUGCUGUAAAAUGGAGAACAAGUCUUAUUGCUUGGGCUAAUGAUGCAGGCGUGAAGGUUUACGAUGCUGCCAAUGAUCAGCGUAUAACAUUUAUUGAAAGACCACGGGGAAGUCCACGCCCUGAGCUUUUGCUCCCUCACUUAGUUUGGCAGGAUGAUUCUCUCUUGGUUAUUGGCUGGGGAACAUCUGUGAAAAUUGCAUCAAUAAGAGCAAACGAGCAUAAAGGAACCAAUGGGACAUACAAGCCUCUUCCAGCGGCUAGCAUGAACAAGGUGGAUAUUGUGGCAUCUUUUCAAACCAGCUAUUAUAUUUCAGGAAUUGCUCCUUUUGGUGAUUCUUUGGUUGUUCUAGCUUAUAUUCCUGGAGAAGAUGGGGAGAAGGAAUUUAGCAGCACCAUUCCAUCAAGACAGGGUAAUGCACAGAGACCAGAAGUACGCAUAAUUACAUGGAAUAAUGAUGAACUUGCAACAGAUGCGCUGCCUGUGCAUGGUUUUGAGCAUUACAAGGCAAAGGAUUACUCCCUUGCUCAUUCUCCUUUCUCAGGUAGCAGCUACGCUGGUGGUCAAUGGGCUGCUGGUGAUGAACCAUUGUACUAUAUUGUCUCCCCAAAGGAUGUGGUUAUUGCAAAACCAAGGGAUGCUGAAGAUCAUAUUACAUGGCUUCUACAGCAUAAUUGGCAUGAGAAAGCUUUAGCUGCAGUUGAAGCAGGUCAGGCUCGGAGUGAACUCCUUGAUGAGGUAGGAUCUAGAUAUCUUGAUCAUUUGAUUGUGGAAAGGAAGUAUGCUCAAGCUGCAUCUUUAUGUCCUAAACUGUUACAAGGAUCUGCAUCAGCAUGGGAAAGGUGGGUUUUCCAUUUUGCUCAUCUUCGUCAGCUUCCUGUAUUGGUUCCUUACAUACCAACGGAAAACCCAAGACUGCGUGAUACUGCUUAUGAGGUUGCACUUGUAGCUCUGGCGACAAAUCCAUCUUUUCACAAGGAUCUUUUGUCAACUGUUAAAUCUUGGCCACCUGUAAUUUAUUCUGCAUUACCUGUCAUAUCUGCUAUUGAACCUCAACUAAACACCUCUUCCAUGACUGAUGCACUCAAAGAGGCACUAGCGGAAUUAUAUGUAAUUGAUGGGCAAUAUGAGAGAGCUUCUUCACUUUAUGCUGAUCUUAUGAAGCCAGAAAUAUUUGAUUUCGUUGAAAAGCACAACUUACAUGAUGCUAUUCGUGAAAAGGUUGUCCAAUUGAUGAUGCUUGAUUGCAAGCGUGCAGUUCCCUUGUUGAUCCAAAACAGGGACUUAAUUCCUCCAGCUGAAGUUGUCUCACAACUGCUGGCUGCCAGAAAUAAGUGCGAUUCCAGAUAUUUCUUGCAUUUGUACCUGCAUUCAUUAUUUGAAGCAAAUCCACAUGCAGGAAAAGAUUUUCAUGAUAUGCAGGUAGAGCUUUAUGCAGAUUAUGAUCCAAAAAUGCUACUUCCUUUUCUUCGUAGUAGCCAACAUUACACACUUGAGAAGGCCUAUGACAUUUGCAUCAAGAGAGAUCUUUUGAGGGAGCAAGUUUUCAUACUUGGAAGAAUGGGAAAUUCAAAAAAGGCACUUGCUGUCAUCAUAAAUAAAUUAGGAGAUAUUGAAGAGGCUGUAGAAUUUGUCACUAUGCAGCAUGAUGAUGAACUUUGGGAAGAAUUAAUUAGGCAGUGCCUUAACAAACCUGAAAUGGUGGGAGUGUUGCUGGAGCAUACUGUUGGCAAUCUUGAUCCCCUAUAUAUUGUAAAUAUGGUACCUAACGGGUUGGAGAUUCCACGACUCAGGGAUCGUCUGGUAAAAAUUAUCACUGAUUACAGAACUGAAACAUCUCUUAGACAUGGAUGUAAUGACAUUCUUAAGGCUGAUUGUGUAAACCUCUUGGUCAAAUACUACAAGGAAGCAAGGCGGGCAGUUUGCUUAAGCAACGAAGGAGAUGAUGCACGGGCGAAAAGAGAUGGCAGUAGGGAUUCUCAGACAACUGAGCGAACACCAAACUUGAGGACUAUGGUGGUUAAGUCAAAAACCAGGGGAGACUCGAGAUGUUGCAUGUGUUUUGAUCCCUUCUCUAUACAAAAUGUAUCAGUCAUUGUAUUCUUUUGCUGUCAUGCUUAUCACAUGACUUGCCUAAUGGAUUCCAUGAAUACUGUUAGUGGCCAAAGAGCGAGUGGAGACGCUUCUAGGGAGCAGGUCCUAGGGUAUGAGUACGAGGAUGAUGACGAUGAUGAUGAUGAUGACGAUGAGGCAAAUUCUGGUUCUCGUUUACGAUGUAUCUUGUGUACUACUGCUUCCAGUUGAGAUAGUGUGUUCAUAUUUUGUUUAUUUUCUAUUUCUUCGCCCCCUUUUUUUGGUUGGGGAAUGGGUAAGGGGUGUGUUCUGUGCGAGUUUUCGCUUUAUUUUUACCAGGCUUUUCUCUCUUUUCUUUUUAUUUUCUAAAUUUCUCCCUUUUUGCCUUUCUUAUGUUAAUAUAUCAUAUAUGUGUGCUAUUCAUCAAUUCACCAUUUUUGGUCGAGCUUCAGUUGUAUUAUAAAUUAAUAUAUUGUUAAUGGAAAGUAUUAAUUUAUCUGGCCAUUUCAUGGGCUAGUAUUGGAUGGACA